Molecule: messenger RNA, 2025 nt
Organism: Aspergillus eucalypticola CBS 122712
Lineage: Eukaryota; Fungi; Ascomycota; Eurotiomycetes; Eurotiales; Aspergillaceae
Product: fungal specific transcription factor domain-containing protein
Exons: 9
Coding region: 1-2025 (674 amino acids)
Biological process (GO): DNA-templated transcription; positive regulation of transcription from RNA polymerase II promoter by galactose
Cellular component (GO): nucleus
Molecular function (GO): DNA-binding transcription factor activity, RNA polymerase II-specific; RNA polymerase II cis-regulatory region sequence-specific DNA binding; zinc ion binding
Source: RefSeq, a predicted model, not a curated record
AUGUCAGGUCGCCCACAUCGCAGAAGACGAACUGAGAUUGCAUGUUCGGAAUGCCGAUACAGGAACCAAAUCCGGAUAUGGAAGACUGACAUUGGUAGUGUGAGGGAACAAGGCCGGUGUGUGCACGAUGUCAGCAUAGGAGGAGAAAAUGCAACUAUCAGCAGCCUACAAGGUCUGGUACUCGACAUCCAAAGGUUAAGAGGUCAAGCUGCAGACCAGCAGGGCUUAGCUCACCGGAUUGAGAUACUGGAGGAUAAAUUCGGUCAUAGAACCGGAUCGCAAAUACAUUCACCAGGUUCAUCAGUUGGGAAAACAGUGAGCGAAGAUACGAGUGUUGAUGAGCUUGCCACACACGCAUUCUCUGAGACAUCUCUUGGCCAUGUCUACUUUGGGUCUAGUUCGAACUACGCCAUGUUUAGACUCAUCUCGAACGCAUUCGCAGAAAGCGCUCUCCUACACCUGACGCUAAGCAGUCAUGCAUCUACCGCUAUUCAAAGCUGCAGCAUAACAGAAGGAAAGAGGAAUUCAACUAGAAAGGAACCACCAUUAGUAAAGCAAUUCUCCAUACCUCUGGAAGAUAUACACGCCCUUCCGUCUAGAGAUGAGGUACUGUACCUUGUUAGUCGCUUUUCCACAACAAUCGGUGUCAUCCUUCCAUAUGUCAACUAUGAAUCCUUGUUAAAUACCUAUGAGAAAGCUCUUCUUGAAAGGCAUCCAAGGUUCCAAAGGGGCUUUUUGGCUCUUCUGAAUGUGAUUUGGGCACAUGCAUCUGCGUCCCUGCAGCUUCCGGAGGCAGAGGUAUUCUACAGUCAUUGCGCAGGCCUUCUCGACCAGCGAACAUUGGAGAGACCAACUUUUGAACUAGUCCAGACAUCACUGCUAAAGUCUUUCUACGAGCAGAAUCAUCAAAGGUCUACAUCGAGUUAUACGACCCAUACAAACUGUGUCAGAGCGGCAUUGCAGAUGGGCUUUCAUUGUGCCUCUGUUCGGGAUGCUCAUGGACAUACACCUGACAGUCUGCAUCGAAAAUUGUGGUUGGGAAUUGUGUAUAACGAUAGAACUAUGGGGUUAACCCAAGGGAGACCGUAUCUUAUACCUUACUCCAUUGAAAAGACCUGCGAACUGAAACAGCCCGCAAUACCAGGGGAUAUAAGUUCCCUUUAUCUGUUUCAGAUGAUAUCCUCUAACACACUCCUGGACGGCAUCAUCGAAACACUGUACGAUCAAAAUUUGGACUCGGGCCAGUCUCUCAAUAUACAGACCGCCAUUAACAAGCGUGAUAAUCUACAAUUCCACCUCGAACAAUGGGCCGACAGUCAUCCUGAGUGCAUUUCCCUGCUCCCGAGUGAAGAAUUACUGAAAAAAUCAGCGAGCCCAGAUGCUCGCUGGGCCGUACGAGUACUCCUAUGCUUACAAUACCAUAGGCUGGAAUUGACCAUGAACUUCCCAUUACUACUGAAUUUCUUAGAGCCCGACUCAACGAAAUCGCUUGGAGACCGUACUCGGCAAAUUUUUCAGCGCAGUUGCUCCCAAAUCCUCCAAGAAGACUGGCUCGCAAUACAAGAAGUGCAGCGUCUGAUAUCACACAUUUCCACACUCCAGGGGGUUAUAGACAUGUACGCAUCAUGGUAUACAUGCAACUAUACAAUAUUCACAGCCAUCCUUCACUGCCUAGCAAUAUUCCUCGUCCGCCAGCAAUACCCCUUAGAUUCGGAGCCGACGCCAACCCAGAUCCGCCAGGAAAUAGAAGCCUGCCUCCGCACCAUGAGAAAUAUCAGUAGAGGAAGCAUCGUGAAUCAGAAGGCGGAUUACUGUAUUCAAAGGUUACUUGUAGUGUUCGACGCCCUUGUCAACGAGCCUCAAGAGCAUGCACGUAAUCCGUUAGACACAUUGACCACCGAUUUCAUUUUCCAGCAUAUCAAGCUCCCAACAGAGGAAUUUUUCAAUCAAUGUAGUCGGCACGAAGGGUCAGAGCAAGCUCAGUUGUUUUUGGAUAUCUUUUCGAGCAUUCCGCUUUGUGAAUGA